Mizuhopecten yessoensis (Yesso scallop) is the source of this 999-nucleotide messenger RNA. RefSeq lists its product as uncharacterized. The coding region runs from base 2 to 403 and encodes 133 amino acids. The transcript has 3 exons. NCBI's taxonomy places the organism in Eukaryota, Metazoa, Mollusca, Bivalvia, Pectinida, Pectinidae. The record is from RefSeq and is a predicted model, not a curated record.
UAUGCGGGAUAACAUGUGUCUGCUUCUCUUUCUGUUGGUUGUGGGACUAACUUAUCUACAAGCUGCUGUACCCCAAAACAAGCGGCAAGGAAUGUUCGGUCUGUGUCAAGGGUGGGGAGCCGGUUGUUCAAUGAACUAUCGUUCUCAGAAUCGGAGUCAUUCAAAAUCGUCUACGUCAAACCCGGCGCCUAAUUCCAGAAGCUCGAGAUACAGCGUUCCUUCCUACUUGUUUACAUCAGGUAGUUCAUGGAAUCCUAUAGGAAAGAGGUCGACCUGGUACACAGAUAUAGCAUUUCUACGGAGCCCCCUCGUCUCACUUCUUAACCUAAAAAAGCCCAAAGAGAAUCGUCAGUAUGCGUUGAGAUACCCGCUAGUCUUCCGAUCAAAACAACCUGUCCAUUGACCAACUAAACGGAAGGUUAUAAGCACCGCUGGAAUUGCUCAAUCAAAGUAAUCUUGAAAGACAUCCAUCACAAUAGACUAAAAGUCUAAAACGACCAAACUGAAAAAAGGAACACAACACACAUCUUGACCAUGUUUUCAUGCAAACAAUGCCAAUAGAAACUUGGAUCAACUGUUCUCUUUAGCAUUUUGAAAGAAUCCGGAAUUCAUAUAGGACACAAAAGUCACUCUAUGUGUGAGCAGUUUUAACUUGAUGUAUUAUAUAGUGUAAUCCCUGAAGCUGAGAUACGUUGUUAGUGUAGCCUGUAACACUACGAGACACAAGUUAUCUGAAACCUCACACAAUGUAUACCGGUAUGUACCGUGUAGUUACUGAACCCUCACAAUGUAUACCAGUAUGUACCGUGUAGUUACUGAAUGGACUACCUAAUACAGAAAUAUAAAAACAAUGGUGUAGUAGGAAAUAUAUGUGAUAGGAUUUAUGUUUAGAAAUCUGUACAUAAGAUUCGUAAAUGCUCAAUGUGGACCAGAAAUGAACAAACAUUUUUGUAUUAAUGUUUUUCAUUACAACAGUUAUAGGUAGUCCGGAUAAUUAAA